AUGGCAGACGUAGCCCCAAGACCUGCCGAAAUACUACCAACUACACCGAUGCCAAUCUCUCGUAACCAGGCGGACCUCCAGAAGCCUCGCAGUAAUCUGAAGCUGGUGACACCGAGAUCGGUCCCUCCAUUACAGAUUGACAGCAAUAUACGGAAUGCUCAUGUUACCCUCGACGUCUUCUCGCCGGUUAACCAUAACGGGAGCUACGAGUUCGAUCGCGUAAUCAAGGCGGGAGCGGUGCUGAAGCGUACACGUAAGACAAAGUCCUGGAAACCUAUACACAUAGUUCUUCGACCAAACCUACUCUCCAUCUACAAGGACAAAGAAGAGACCAAACUACGACACCAGAUCACGCUCUCGGAGCUCACAGCAGUUGCGCGGCAGAAGGAUCCCAAGCGGAAAGCGAAACACGUAUUCGGCCUAUUUUCUCCCUCUCGCAACUUCCACCUCAGCGCCGAAAGCGAACAGCAAGCACAGGAAUGGGUCGAACUCAUUCGCAGCGAAGCACGCAUAGACGAGGAGGAAGAGGAGAUGAUGAUCACAAGCCCGGGCGGAGCACGCACCUCGUACCAGGGCUUCGAAAGGCACAUGAACCGAGAGAACCUGGUAUCUAGCUCCUCGGAGAAUGAGCCACUUCAACGAACGAGCACAAUUGUUCCGGCAGACCUGCACAGCGCACGCCAGCAGCCUCACGGGUUGAUGAGCUACUCGGGAAACGAACAAGGCUCGUUCUCGGACUUCUCGGAUACAGCUGGAACAGGUCAUCCCAGGGAUUCUACAUGGUCGCUGCCCCAUGUCAGCAACACCGAGAGCACGCAGGCCGACAAAGAAUACCCCGCAACAAGACCUUCAAUGGCACGCAAUGCGAGUCAGAUAAGUGGGUUAGGGGCCAUGCCGGAUGAGGGGCGCGUUGUGUGCCAGGGCUGGCUGCACAUUCUCAAGUCCAAAGGCGGCGUGCGGCAGUGGAAACAUCUGUGGGCGGUGCUGCGACCAAGAACUCUUGCUAUGUACAAAAACGAAGAGGAAUAUUCCGCCAACCUCAUCAUACCUUUCCCGAACAUCAUCAACGCCGUCGACAUUGACCCAGUCUCGAGAACCAAACGGCACUGCAUGCAGAUACUGACCGAGGAGCGCAACUACCGUUUCUCUGCACCUGACGAAGACUCUUUGGCGAGAUGGCUCGGCGCUCUGAAGAGCCUGCUUGCGAAGAGAAAGGAAGCUGCGCUGCAGAGAGCUGCUGCAGUGAGUGCGAGCUCAGGCGCCCUUUCCUCGUUACCAGUCAGGUGA
Messenger RNA from Coniosporium apollinis CBS 100218, 1287 nucleotides. RefSeq lists its product as uncharacterized. The transcript has 4 exons. Bases 1 to 1287 code for a protein of 428 amino acids. The record is from RefSeq and is a predicted model, not a curated record. NCBI's taxonomy places the organism in Eukaryota, Fungi, Ascomycota, Dothideomycetes.